AUGGCAUCUGGAAGACCAGUGUCGUACACCACCACGCCGUGGUCGGCAAGAGCGUGUCUUGCAGAUGGUGAAGUUGGAGGUUCCGUUUUCGUGGCUGGUUCCCUUGAGCACAGUCAACCCGUCGAUCUUGGUCUUGUGGCUGAAACUCUUGGUGAUGUUGACUUCGAGAUCAAUGUCGCCUGCAAUUCCCGCGGUGGUUCCGAUCUUGGAGAUCAAUGGCUGUGCGAAAGUCGAAUUCACGCUUCUGAGUGUCUUGUUGGUGACAGGAUCAAUCUUAGCAGUGGACAGAGAGAAGGAUGGAACAGCCACCAAGGACUCGGUCUGGCCAGCUUUGGUGAACAGCAGAAUGUUGCUGUGCUUGGCCUUGUUAUAGAGCUCAACAACGUGAGAAUCAACAGUUCCAUUGGACAAGCAAUCGCAAUUGCCGAGACAGACGUUUUAUUUUCAAACGAAAGAAUCUCUCCCGUGGAAUCCACCACCAGAGGGUCUUCCCAGGUGACAACGUUACCGGAAGCGAUCCAGUUGGAUCCAACACCAUUUGGCACUUGGCCAAUCUUCAAGUCGUCGUCCACACAGUUCGAGACUUCGAUAGAAAGUUGGGUCGAUUUGUCCCAGAAAAGUGGCAGCAAUGGAGUGACAUCCAGCUCCAAAGCCUUGACAUCAAAAGCACCAGUCGAGACAAUUGGGUUCCACAGAGAUGGCGAGAUGCCGCCGGUCCUUUGGACCAGCUGGUUUGUAGUCGUAAUACUUGAUGCUCAAGCUGACGUUGAAUUCACCAGUGAGUCUUGGAGUCACGAUAUUGUCCAGCUGGAAAAGGAUGGUUGCAUCACCCUUGAACAGGUUGGAGUACCAGGACACAUCUUUCUCUGUGUGAGAAUGGGACAGGUUUCCGUGCGGCUCGAUGGUGCUUGUUCUCCAAACCUCAAUGCCGUCAACAUACAAAUGGGCAAGGCGGUCGUAUUGAACUCCGUCAACCCAGGUAUCCAAGGAGACAACGACUCUAUUGAAGGUGAAGUUAGGCUUGAUGUAGGAUGCCUCGAAAGGGUGGCCCCAACUGUUGCCAAAAGUAUGGUUCAAAAUGUGCUGCUCGAAAACCGGCACUCCGAAUCCGUAAAUUGGGAAGCCAACCUCGUAGACCUCGGUAACGGGUGCUGGCUCUGGUGCUGGCUCAGACAGCUCGUACGGAGCAACAGACGAGGAUUUCCAUGGCAGGUUACCGCUGUAGCAAGAAAAGAGGGUGUUGACCAAAAGGUAAAGACCAACUCCGUACAAAGCACCUUUCCAUUUGCUUGUCUUUUGACGUUUCUCAGAAUGAUAGUAUUGAGGCUCUUGCUGUAG
This is a messenger RNA of Ogataea philodendri, 1338 nucleotides long. RefSeq lists its product as uncharacterized. Bases 1 to 1338 code for a protein of 445 amino acids. The transcript is spliced from 4 exons. The record is from RefSeq and is a predicted model, not a curated record. Lineage: Eukaryota; Fungi; Ascomycota; Pichiomycetes; Pichiales; Pichiaceae.